AUGAUAAUCAGCGAAGUAGCCAAAUAUUACAAAGACCAGUACGCCGAGUCUCAACGAGAACACAUACGACGUCUUCUUCAGGAGAAACGGCCGAGCAAUGGCCCGUUUGCCAGACAGGUGGCUGCCGUGAGCCAUCUGAUGGACAAGUAUAUGGAUUCGGACGCCCAAUCGGCCGCGUUGGACGUGGUGUUAGAGUCUGGGAUCUACGACAAGCUCGAGCCGUUUGCCGACGAGCCAGAUUACAUUGACAGACUUGUCAAGUCGCUGCUUGAGUGGUACAAGAACGAGUUUUUCCAGUGGAUCAACAAACCGGCGUGCGAGUGCGGCAAUAGCGACCAGAACCAGAUCCAGCCUCUGCAGCCGAUGCGGCCGUACACUCGGGCCCAUUUCGAAGGCCAGGCUGGCAUUGUUGAACGGUACAAGUGCGGAAAGUGCUCGAAAACCAUCGAGUUCCCCAGAUACAACAACCCAAAGACCCUGCUAUCGUUCCGCAAGGGCAGAUGCGGCGAGUGGAACAACUGCUUUAUUUUGAUUCUGUGUUCUCUGGGACUUAACGUAAGGUAUGUUUGGAACGCCGAGGAUCACGUGUGGUGCGAGUUCUUCUCAAAGAACCUCAAUCGAUGGAUCCAUCUCGACAGCUGCGAAAACCAGUUUGACAACCCAACGCUCUACUGCACCGGAUGGGGCAAGAAGAUGUCGUAUGUGUUUGCAAUUCACAGAAACUACAUCGCAGAUGUUUCUGCCAAAUACAUCAAGAAAAACCAGCUGCCAAGAGAUAAGAUCUCGGAGCAACAGCUUGCAGACACCAUGGCAUACAUUAACCUCACCAAAUGGCUCACUCUGGACACAGAAGACUUGCUGACGACUCUCGCAGACUUCAUGAACGACUCCCGAACACGCACAUUGGCCCCAACGCCGUCGCCCGCUAAACAGCUCCCGCGCCAGAGCGGUGCUCCCGAAUGGACAGCCACUCGCGGCGAGGCUGGAUCACGUAAUCAAUAG
Ogataea philodendri is the source of this 1002-nucleotide messenger RNA. RefSeq lists its product as uncharacterized. Gene Ontology annotation, cellular component: nucleus; cytosol. The record is from RefSeq and is a predicted model, not a curated record. NCBI's taxonomy places the organism in Eukaryota, Fungi, Ascomycota, Pichiomycetes, Pichiales, Pichiaceae. The transcript has a single exon. Bases 1 to 1002 code for a protein of 333 amino acids. Gene Ontology annotation, biological process: glycoprotein catabolic process; protein deglycosylation; protein quality control for misfolded or incompletely synthesized proteins. Gene Ontology annotation, molecular function: peptide-N4-(N-acetyl-beta-glucosaminyl)asparagine amidase activity.